GUCUCCCCGGUAGGAUUUGCUGCCGCUCGGGAAGGGCGGCGGCAGUCCCAUUACUCAACCCUCGGCGCGCUGGCCCUCCCAGUCCCCUCCCCUCGCCGGGUAAACACCAGCGCGUGACUCGACAGACUUGAAAACAGCUUCGCCUGCUCAGAGAAGUUGCUUCUUCCCCUUCUCUUUCCGUAAACUUCUUCCAGCCUCCACCAUUCGGAGCUCCUUCCUCCUCCGUCUCCACGUGCGAGAUUGGGGGCGGGGAGUGCGGCGCGGUCCCCUAGGAGCUCCCUGUUUCUCCGAGGAGGGCCCCCGGGGACCAGCUCUGUGACUGAUCUGUGAGCCCUGGGGUUCGAGACCCGCUACUGCCCCGCAGCUGGGGUCGGAGGCUGGGCCGAGCCGGCGGCAGGAAGUGCCGCGCGCUGACUCGCCCGGCACGCCCCCGCGGCGUGUGAACGCGGGGCAGACGCUGCCGGGCAGAGCACGCGCCUCGCAGCCGCAGCCGGGUCUCCUCUCUACUCCGCGAGAGCCGUGUCUGACGGCGCGAUGGACCUGGCCGGGCUUCUACUGGAUGAAGAAGGCACGUUCUCCCUCGCCGGCUUCCAGGACUUCUCGUUCCUCCCAGGACACCAGAAGUUGAGCGCCCGGAUCCGAAGGAGACUCUACUAUGGCUGGGACUGGGAAACCGACUGUAGCCUGGAGGAGCUCUCUAGCCCUGUGGCAGACAUUGCUGUGGAACUGCUCCAGAAGGCAGCCCCCAGCCCUAUUCGCCGACUCCAGAAGAAAUACGUAGCUCAUGUGUCCCGGGAGGCGUGCAUCUCCCCGUGUGCCAUGAUGCUGGCUCUGGUGUAUAUUGAGCGGCUCCGGCACCGCAACCCGGACUACCUGCAGCAUGUGUCAUCCUCCGACUUGUUCCUGAUCUCCAUGAUGGUGGCCAGUAAAUACCUCUAUGACGAAGGGGAGGAGGAAGAGGUCUUCAACGACGAGUGGGGAGCCGCUGGGGGUGUGGCCGUGCCCACUCUCAAUGCCCUGGAGAGGGGCUUUCUGAGCGCCAUGGAUUGGCGUCUCUACACUGACCCUCGGGAGAUCUUUGAGGUGCUGAGCUGGCUGGAGAGCUGUGUGGCCACGCAGCAGGGCCGGCGGCGGGGCUGGUAUACCUACACGGACCUGUGUGUGCUGCUGGAGCAGCCGGCCUGGCAGCUGGCCCUGGGCUCCCUCUGCCAGCGGCUGGCAAAGUUGUCGUGCCUGUUAGCCAUGGCAUACGUGAGCAGUGUGGCCCUGGCUGUGGCAUCGGUGGCUGUGAUACACCAGUCCUUGGGGCUGUCCUGCAGCACCCCACCAGGGCCUCCCGACCUCAGACUGGCCUCCACGUGCCCCUUGGAGCCCAGCCUUCGUUCCUCCGUGCCACAGUGCCUGCCAUCUGCUAAUGUCUCCAGCUGCCCCGAAGGAGACCUGGGGCUGCGUUUGCUUUGGGGCAGUCUUCUGGCAUCACUGACUCCCCCACCGUUGCCUCCCCCAGAUCCACCUGCCCCUCCCACUCUUCUCCCAAACUGCCCCCUUUGCCAGAAGCUCCAGAGAGAUUCCCCAACCUGCCGUGCCUGCCAGCACCCUAACCAUACCGGCCCCGUGGGGCCUCUUGGCCCCCAAUACCACGCUCACGGCCUGGCCCCACCCUGGCCCUGGAGCCUGGUGCCCCCUCCGCUCUCUCAGCCCCAGCAGUGCUCCCUUUUCAGCGUCAUGGAGCUGGCCCGCCUCAAGUCUUUCAUUUUCCCAGGUUAGGGGGGCUCUGAGGAAUGCAUUCAGAGGAUUUGGGAGUCCCUGAGAACCUGGGGGAGCACAGCUUGAUUUAAGUCCUCUCUACUUCUGGGUCCUUGGCUGGCCCUUGUCAUUCCUGGGUGGGAGCUUGAGGGGCUAUGGGGCAGAGGACUGGAGAUCAGUCACUCCCCUGGACCUCAGUGGCUGGUGCUGUGAUAGUGCCUGGGAAGUGUCAGCUCGGUGACCAGAGGCAUGUCACAGAGGGAUAGAGAAGAAGCCCUGUCCCUUUGCUUCUCCCAGGCUCUUCUAGACUUUCGCUUUUGAGUUCCCUAGGAUGGAAGGGUAAAGUGGGAGGAGGAGGAUGUGGGGCCAGGAACAAGCUGUGACGUGGGCCUGUGUGAUUCCCCCAAGGCAGGAGAGCCAGGGACCGACAGGGCCACAGCAGGAGCCACUUGGGAAGGCUAGCAAGGCGGGACACCCCCUCCACGCUCAUCCCGUGGGUAGUCUGUGGUGCCUGCAGCUGGAACCUUCAACCUUGACCUCUGAAUUCCGACCCUCCCUUAGUGGCCUUCUCUUGGGCUGCCCUCUUCUGGUUCCUCUCCCGGGUGUUCUCUCCACAGGCCUCUCUGGCCGCUGCUUUGUAUCUGGGUUUUUCACGCUUUUGUAGAAAUGAAGUUUCAAUAAACAGUUUCAGUUGCA
This is a messenger RNA of Tupaia belangeri chinensis (Chinese tree shrew), 2442 nucleotides long. It is a transcript of the gene CNPPD1, whose product is annotated as cyclin Pas1/PHO80 domain containing 1. NCBI's taxonomy places the organism in Eukaryota, Metazoa, Chordata, Mammalia, Scandentia, Tupaiidae. Gene Ontology annotation, biological process: regulation of cyclin-dependent protein serine/threonine kinase activity. Gene Ontology annotation, molecular function: protein kinase binding; cyclin-dependent protein serine/threonine kinase regulator activity. The coding region runs from base 535 to 1767 and encodes 410 amino acids. The record is from RefSeq and is a predicted model, not a curated record. The transcript has 10 exons. Gene Ontology annotation, cellular component: nucleus; cyclin-dependent protein kinase holoenzyme complex.